Mercenaria mercenaria is the source of this 3945-nucleotide messenger RNA. RefSeq lists its product as uncharacterized. The transcript is spliced from 12 exons. Gene Ontology annotation, biological process: iron ion transport. NCBI's taxonomy places the organism in Eukaryota, Metazoa, Mollusca, Bivalvia, Venerida, Veneridae. Gene Ontology annotation, molecular function: copper ion binding; oxidoreductase activity. Bases 269 to 2290 code for a protein of 673 amino acids. Gene Ontology annotation, cellular component: plasma membrane. The record is from RefSeq and is a predicted model, not a curated record.
AAAGAGAAGUUGUUAGUUUCUUUUAAAUAUGUAUCACAAGGACUGUAUGAAUGAGAAGAACGUCAGCAUAAUUAGCCUUUAACCAACGGCUGUUUCACUGAAAUUUAAUGAUGUUUGCUUAAAAUGUUAAAGAAAACAAUUGAACAUUGUAAACGGAAAUUACAGAUAUAGGCUAUUCCAGUAUAACUUGUGGACAAUACAUUGCAUACCUAUUGUAACAAGAUCCUGAGCAAUACCAAACAGAGAUUGGAGCUCUCAGCUGUUGAAAAUGAUUCAUUUGACACUGAUAUUAGCCGUCACAUUGACUUAUAGCUUCCCUGGAGUGUUUUGCCAGCAAACAAGAGUUUUAGAAAAGUACACAUCUCAUCCCUGUAUACGGCCAUGCCAGGUGAACCAGCCAAUGACGUGUUCAUACGACUUUCAGUUGGAGCUGUAUUUUACCCUCACCAAAGCGUGCUACGACUGUCCUUUCAACAGAACCGACUGCUUCCGACCUCACUGCAUCCCGGCUGAUGGUGUGUCACGUGGUUUAAACGUGAUCAAUAGAAUGCUUCCUGGACCAGGAAUACAUGUAUGCGAAGGCGACACUGUCAUUGUGAAUGUGAAAAACGACUUAACUGGGGGUGAGGGAACCAGCAUUCACUGGCAUGGUAUUUUGCAGCAUGGUUCCCAGCAUAUGGAUGGUGUUGGCAUGGUAACACAAUGCCCAAUACCACAGAGAACCUCGUUUCAAUACAGAUUUAAAGCCGAGAAUCCCGGAACACAUUAUUGGCAUGCCCAUUCCGGACUCCAAAGAUCAGAUGGUGCUUAUGGCGCUAUUGUUGUUCGGCAAGCGCCCGAGUUCGAGUCUCACCUUGGUCUGUACGACGAGGACCUACCAGAACAUACCAUGCUCGUUAAUGACUGGCUGGUGGAAAUGAGUGUUAACAGGUUCGCCCAUCACCACCAAGCAGGAGGAGACAACAAACCAAGAUCAAUGCUUAUAAAUGGUAAAGGGGUGUUACAAGAGUUUUUCGAUAAUUCGGGUAAUACCAGUUCCUACACACCCGUGGAAAUAUUUCACGUGACCAGAGGCAAACGGUACAGAUUUCGAACAAUCAGUAACGGAAUCUUGAACUGCCCGACACAAAUUUCCAUUGACGGUCACACCCUGACUAUGAUGGCAUCCGAUGGUAACCCGUUUGAUAAAAUCGAGGUAGAUUCCUUCAACAUUUUCCCCGGAGAGCGGUUUGACUUUAUGCUUAAUGCUUCUCAACCUGUAGGAAACUACUGGGUUAGGGCAAGGGGACUUGCUGAUUGUGGUGUCAAGCAAGCAAAACAGGUGGCUAUUCUACGAUAUGAAGGUGCCUCGGAGGAGGACCCUGUAGGAAAUACCACAUGGGAGGAUGCAGACAGAAUGGGAAAAAAACUUAAUCCGUGGAACAAGAAAGGUGAUGAAAACAACAUACAAGUGAGCGAUCUUAAGUCACGUUUGGAUGGAAAAGCUGCUCUAAAAGUAACUCCAGACAAGAAAUUUUAUCUUGCGAUGGACUUCAACAAAAUUGACAAUUACCAUUUUCACGAUGUGUCAUUUUACCCCAUCUCCGCUGUGGAAAGACCUCAACACCUCUACAUGCCACAGAUGAACCACGUGACAUUGAGACUGCCCUCAUCACCACCCCUGUCACAGCAUUCCGAUCUGGAUGAGGGCGAGUUCUGCAACCAUAUGACAACAGGAUCAAAGAAUUGCACGGAAGAGUUCUGCGAGUGUGUUUACCGGCUUCAUGUGCAAUUAAAUGACACGGUUGAGAUAAUUGUCAUUGAUGAGGGUGUCACAUUUAAUGCGAAUCAUCCUGUCCAUCUCCAUGGAUACAAAUUUUACGUCGUUGGUAUGGACCGGCUCGGAGAAUCUACAUCUUUAGAAGAAGUGAAACGACUUGACGUGCAAGGGAGGCUGCCACGAAAUCUUGUUGAUCCCGUUGCCAAGGAUACAGUUACUGUCCCUGAUGGUGGAUACUCCAUUUUACGAUUUCAUGCUGAUAACCCAGGAUUCUGGUUCUUCCACUGUCAUAUAGAAUUCCAUGCAAACAUAGGAAUGGGUUUACUCGUGCAAGUUGGAAAUGAAAGUGAUAUGCCAAAAGUUCCCAAAAACUUUCCAAAAUGCGGUAACUGGCAAUUCACUGGAUACGACGAACCGGAAGAAGACAAACAGUGCGUUAGCGGAGCAACCAGUAUUUGGUCGGUGAUGACAGUUUCUCUUACAGUGAUAACUGGCGGUAUAGCCAUGGGUUUGCAGCAAUACUAUAUAUGAAGCUUCUUUAGGAUAAUGGGCAAGUAAUGGUACUCGGUAAUUUCCGUUCUAUUUCGUAUUCUCCGUAUGUGAUUCCGGCAUUCUCCGGUUGCUAUGGAAAGUAUUGCUCGUAUGAGCUAAAUUUACAACCGAUGAAUGUCGAAAUAGCAGACGAGAAUACGCAAUCACACGGAAAGUGUCGAUUGUCGUUACAGGUCCUCCACUUUAAUGACCUGUCUGCAGAUUUUUGUAUCUAUAUUCUUCAAGACAUUGUCUUUAUUAUAUAAAAACAUCUCAACUGCAACGAAUACAUAUUAUAUAGAUAACAUAUGAAAAUAGUUAGUACCAUUUUAUAUUAACAAUUUGGUUUUCUCUUCUGUUUACAUCGCAGGCAGUGGAACUAAAGAUACAAAUUUGAAGAAAUUUUACAUGUAAUGCGCAUCAAGGUACUGCAUCAAUGUACAAAGUUUAAAACGGUCUGAAAAGAUAAAGUAUUAUUUUCUAAGAAAGAGUUAUUUCACUCUCAGAGAUGUCGGUCACAAAGAAAUUGUUUAGAACGAGUGGUUUUAGAUAACGGAAAAUAACACAAAAAUCGUCCUGAAACCCGUGACACUUUGCUCACAAAUCCGUUACCAAUGCCUGUCCUAAACCAUUUCGUCGUGUGACCAAUAUCCCCAAGCGUAUAGGCCUAUUGAGCCGAAAAGAAUGGCCCUGGGUUAAAUAUUUGGGAAAAAUGGAGACAACAGUGAAACUGUAUUGUAAGGUUAUGUGACUAGGUACCUAUAAUAUCGCUUUUUACCUAUAGGAUUGAAAAAGGCAUGCAUAAUUACUACUGUGGUCAGUAAUGUGAAAAGAAAAAUAUAUAAAGAUCAGAUUAAGAAAUACUCUGGUGAAAGUGUGACAUUAUUUGUUGGGAACACGAACAGAGGUUUUUUUCUUAAAAAGUAAAAACCCACAGAAUUUCACAUGAUAAAAAAUGUUGACAAAGCUAUUGCUGGAAAGCAAACAAUCUCUGCUACCUUAAUAUAUGCAACAAAAUAUGGGAAAAUAUCUAGAAGUGUACGAAAAUCAACGAAAAAUAUUUCAGGACUGUCAAAUGCAGGACUCAAUAUAGCAGGUAACAUAUAUUGCCUUAUCAAUGCAUUAAUAUAACGUGGACAAGAUUAGGAUUUACAAACGGUGUUCUCACAACAGAGUAUCUCGAAAACAUACAAUUUCCUUUGUGUAGGUAUAGGGUAAAUCUCUAUACAUUGGUUUUAAGUUAUUUAACACUGCAUGCUUUUAAAAUCCAAUUGCGGUGGUUGGACCAGCCAACACACAGUGAUUAAAUAGGAUUAUUUAGACUGUAAAUAUAUAUAAACUUAUACAGGGAUCAGCUUUAUAUAUCUGUAAUAUUUAGUUACAUCUGCUUUGUACAUAUUUCUAUUACAAUUUCAUUUACAUUUCGUAAUCAGCAAAUGAACAAAUACAACUGCAUUUUAUAAUCAGGAAUUUCGCAGUUUUAAUUUUUUAUACAAAAACCUUGUUUAUAUAUUUGUUUUACGUUUUUUAUAUUUUAUAUUUAUGUCUUUAAUUGUCUUUGUGUUGCUUAUUUACAAUUAAUAUAUUUUAAGAUCACUCAUAUAUGUACAAAAAUGUAUUCGGACGUUCGUGGAAAUAAAGAAUUACGUUGAGUA